This is a messenger RNA of Lolium perenne, 1594 nucleotides long. RefSeq lists its product as uncharacterized. NCBI's taxonomy places the organism in Eukaryota, Viridiplantae, Streptophyta, Magnoliopsida, Poales, Poaceae. The record is from RefSeq and is a predicted model, not a curated record.
AGGUCGGAUCAGAAGUGGGGAAAGGAAACCUCUCGAAAGGAAAGGAAAAAAAAAAUAUAGUAGGGAAAGGGGACCAAAUCAUCCAAACCCUAGCGGACCUAAAUCUAAAUCGAGGAGAAGAGAAGAGGAAUGGAGAGCGGCGGCUCUCUAGCGGGCGCGUUGGUGACUCCUCCGCGCCGCCACGAAGAGCUUCCAGUCGACGAGAAGAGAAGAAGGACCGAGAGCGGCGCCGUCGCAUCCUCGACGGCUCCUCCACGGAGCAAGGUGGUCUACGGCCCCGACGGGUUUCCCGUGGACGGCGUAACACGUGCCGUCCUCCUCCACGACUGCAAGCAUAGCGAUGGAUCCAUCUACACGGUCGAUUACUGGAGUAAAGUCUAUUGUCUCGGUGAUACCAGAGAGACUUGUGUGGAGCCAAUGAUGAUGACAGACACAUGGACCUCUUGCUCUCCGGACUGGCGGGCUUGUGAAAGGCAUGAUAGUUGCACCAUGAUGCAGAUAUUCUCGCUGAAGCUACCUUACACUUCUGUUUCUCUCUGUGGCCCAGUUCAGUUGUAUGGAUACAUGGCUGUCCGGGAUCUCCUGAACCCUUUCCGAAAUUACGUCUUCAACCGCAGCAGGGACGAUCCUUUCACCGUGGAACAGGAGGAUGGGUUCAUACAGAUGUCUGGCCCCAAGAGAGGCAUCAGAAUGGAGGGCUAUGUGCUACUUGAGUAUGACAUGAAGAUCAAGAUGGGAGGUGAAGAAAGGGAUGAUUUACAGCUAAUCGAUGGUGUUGCCUACUUCAACAACCUAACCAUAAUGAAUGCUAGUGAGCACAAGCAACGGAUCGAUGGUGAUUGCGGUGCAGUGGACAUUACGCUCUCGCUCCUUCGCUGUGCGGUGGAGGCCACGGUGCAGGUCGGGAUAUCAGAUUUAGAGCAUGGCAGCGGCUUAAGCCUGCGUCUAACGGCAUCAUAUAUCAGCUCACGGUUUGCUUUGCGUGAAGGAAUCCGGCUGGCUGAUGGUGUUGUUGAUCCCGAGACAUGUGAGCUGAACAAGUAUGUGGUUGCUGUGCCAUGGAAGGUUAAAUUAGGUCUUAAGUUGCAGGUCAGUCAGAUUGGUGGCUCGGACCAUUCCGUUAUUGAUAAAUUCUUUCUCUGCUCCCCGCACAAGCAUGGACACCAGAACCUUGCUUUCAAGCUUGGCCUCGCCACCGUAAAGGUGAAGGUGACUUGGUCGACUCUGGACAUACCGCGCAGCCUUCUUGGACCAGACUGCUAUAUGUAUGACUUUGAGGCUGCUAGAGAUCUAGGCUUAUUAAACGUAUGAUUUUGAUUCUCUGCUAUAUGUAUGACUUUGAGGCUGCUCAGGAUCUCGGCUUAUUAAACGCAUGCUUUUGAUUCUCCCUGUGUCCUCUGAGACCAACUUCCUAUAUAGGUGUGAUCAGUAAGGAGGCUCCUGAGACUGUCGCCAAAAAUAAACUUGACAAGAAGCUUGUAAGUGUGAUCAGUAAGGAGGCUCCUGAGACUGUCGCCAAAAAUAAACUUGACAAGAAGCUUGUAAUAGCUCUUGUGCUUUGGUUUUAUGUAAAGAGUAUUUGUCGUGCACUUAA